AUGUUAGCAUUUCUGACCCGGAUGCUCUUGAAGUAUAUUGUUUAUGGACAUGGACUCCUGAAAUCUGAAUUUUAUCAUGCGUUCAAACACGGCCCCAGUAAUGACAUCUUUAAUACACCCGACAAGGUCGAACAUUCAAAAAAGCGUAAGCGCCUUGCGAAUAUCUUUAGCGCACAGAGCGUGUUUGCCUUUGAACCUCGGGUGCGCGAACACAUUCGACAACUAUGUGCGCAGUGGGACUUGAGAUGCAGGGAAUCAGCUUGCGGCGUCUCUGGUGACAAUUGGUCCGCGAACGACGGAAAGGCAGUAAUCGACCUCUGUGCCCAAAUAUCAUACCUCGCAUUUGAUAUAAUCGGUGAUCUUGCUUUGGGGUCUUCCUUUGGGCUUAUUCAAGCUCAGAAGGAUUCGUCUCUGUCCAUUGAGUCGGUGAACGCAUUCGGAGAUCCGCAGAGGGGAACAAUCGAGAUACCAGUGGUCAAAACUAUAGUGAGAGGUGGUGUUUCGAUGAUGGGAAUUGGCGUGUUUCCUGCGUGGACACAUCGAUUCCUCCAGUGCCUUCCUUGGAACCUCGUAGGACUCUUUGACAGUUUAAAUUUUUUUAAAUUGGCCACAACCUCAGUGCAUGGAAGAAUCAAACGAGGGCCGAAGGAGGUCAUUCAGGACGGAAAGAGAAGCAUUGACAUCAUGGAAAAGCUCCUUGAAGUCGAGGAGGACGGGAGGCCCUUGCCGACACAUGAGUUAACGGCAGAAGCUAUAGUCCUGCUAAUCGCCGGAAGUGAUACCAUAAGCAGAGAACUGCAAAUUGAACUGGACCAGCAUAUUCCUUUCCAAACAUCAAGCGAGCCUCAAGGCAAGGAGGGGCUUGACAUUCGGCUACACGACAUAGUUGUGCGUUACGACGACGUCAAGGCGUUACCUUACCUGGAAGCUUGCAUUAAAGAAGCAUUACGCCUUCAAUCUCCGACUGCCACAGGUUUACCUCGAGUAGUACCACCCGGAAAUGGGGUUAUAGUUUCGGGUGAACCAUUCAAACCAGGAAAGGUCCGAGUUAUCGAGGCCCCAAGGUCAUUCACAAUCAUGGAUACCGAGCGAAUUCAACUUGGUCAAUACUUCCUUGCUCUAGCAGCACUAGUGCUUGCUUAUUAUGGACUUCCUUACCUGCUCGACCCCUAUGACUACCGUCGUCGGUUUCCGGGACCACCUCUGGCAGGAUUUACCAAUUGGUGGAUGUCCAUGAUUAUACAUACAGGUCGCCACAGCGAAAUAGUACAGCGUUUACAUGAGAAAUACGGUACAUUUGUACGACUGGGACCAAAUCAUAUCAGCGUUGCUGACCCGGAUUCUCUCGAGAUUGUUUAUGGACACGCACUUUUGAAAUCCGAGUUUUACAACACAUUUAAACUGGGCCCCAAGUGUGAUAUCUUCAAUACACGCGACAAGGCCGAGCAUUUGAUAAAGCGCAAACGCGUGGCCAACAUCUUUAGUGCCCAGAAUUCCCUCGCUUUCGAGCCUCGCAUUCGCAGUCACAUUCGUCAGCUGUGUGCGCAGUGGGACUUGCGAUGCAAGCAGGCCGUCCGUGAAGUUUCGAGCACCAAUCGAGCCGUAAACAAUGGGCGGGCUGUCAUCGAUGUUUGUGCUCAGGUUUCCUACUUGGCUUUUGAUAUUAUUGGUGACCUUGCUCUGGGGUCUCCGUUUGGGCUCGUCAAGGCUCAAAAGGACUCCACGUUGUCGAUCGAAUCUGUUGAUGAAUCAGGAGAGACGACGCGAGGAACACUCGAGAUACCUGUAAUCGAGAUCAUAGCAAGAGCAGGCGUCUCAAUCGUGUCAAUUGGCGUAUUCCCUUCGUGGGUGCACAAACUUUUCUUGUUCUUGCCAUGGAAUCUCGUCGGGCUUUUCGACAGGAUUAAUUUUUUCAGACUUGUCAAAACCUCACUAGAAGCUAGGAUCAAGCGAGGACCAAAAGAGAUUAUAGAGGACGGAAAGCGAAGCAUUGAUAUAAUCGACAAAUUUCUCGAAGUUCAAGAUGAUGAUGGUACCCCCUUGUCUAAGGAAGAAUUGAUGGCAGAGGCGUCGGUUUUGCUGAUUGCGGGCAGUGAUACUACAAGCAAUACGCUCGGCUGUUUAUUCUACUACUUGGCGAUCCAUCCAGAGAUCCAACGUCAACUACAAGCUGAAAUCGACCAACACAUACCUUACGACUCAUCCAAGGAGCCAGAGAGCAAGCAAGAUCUCACGCCUCCACCCUACGAAGCAGUUGUCCAUUACGAUGACGUCAAAAAGCUCACUUACCUUGAUGCCUGUAUUAGGGAGGCACUCCGCAUACAGUCGCCCGUCGCUACCGGCUUGCCGCGCGUGGUCCCGCCCGGAACCUCGGUCACGAUCUCGGGCCAGACGUUCAAGGCAGGGAGCGUGAUCAGUGUUCCGUCGUAUACCACCAACCGAUCGAGUGUGUGGGGGGAUGAUCCAUCAGAGUUUAUACCCGAACGAUGGCUCAGUGACAAGUCUAGCUCGCUGAACAAGUACUUUGUGCCCUUUUCGUUGGGACCUAGGGCUUGCAUUGGCCGGAACAUCGCGCAUAUAAACCUCAUGCUCACCGCUGCUACGCUUAUCCGACGCUAUGAUGUAGAAAGGCUCCCUACUACCAAGCUGUCCAACCAUGAAGGGUUCAUUCGCACCGCGGUUCACUGCGAUGUGAUGAUCAAACGCCGCAAGAUAUGA
Molecule: messenger RNA, 2718 nt
Organism: Rhizoctonia solani
Lineage: Eukaryota; Fungi; Basidiomycota; Agaricomycetes; Cantharellales; Ceratobasidiaceae
Product: cytochrome P450 family protein
Exons: 14
Coding region: 1-2718 (905 amino acids)
Molecular function (GO): oxidoreductase activity, acting on paired donors, with incorporation or reduction of molecular oxygen; monooxygenase activity; iron ion binding
Source: RefSeq, a predicted model, not a curated record